Messenger RNA from Ruditapes philippinarum (Manila clam), 6802 nucleotides. RefSeq names its product transmembrane protein 59-like. Lineage: Eukaryota; Metazoa; Mollusca; Bivalvia; Venerida; Veneridae. The transcript is spliced from 6 exons. The coding region runs from base 25 to 1014 and encodes 329 amino acids. The record is from RefSeq and is a predicted model, not a curated record.
CAUGUGACCGUACAACACAUCAAAAUGGCGACGAAACAAGUGGUUGGAUAUUUUCUUUUAAUUUUCGUUCAUUUUGCAAGAGCGAGUCAGCUAGGCUUCCCAGAUGAUGCAUCAUCAUGCAAAGAAGUUUGCAAAAAUGCUUAUUCACCGCAUACUUAUGAAAAGAGUACAAGUGAGGAAUCAUGUGACCGUGGUUGUAGAUGGUUUUCAAUGAUGGAAUUCCUCUGUGAUGAUGUCAACAAAACAAUCAAAGUUUGUCAAUCAUCUUGUAAAGAUGCCUUCGCAGAUAAUGAUGAUUUUGAAGCAUGCAAACUGGGAUGUAUUAGUCAAAAACCAUUUAGCUUGGAUUCCAUUCUUAAGGAUGACCCAUGGGAGCAGCAGAUCCAUUUUAUGCAUCCAAUGACAUAUAUGCACCAAUGGUAUAGUAAUGUAUUUAACAAUAUCAUGAAUCAAGCGUCUGUUAGCUGGACCAUGUACAUGAAGGACAAUGAUGGUAGUGUUGUUGUUGUUAAAUCACCAAAACAGUUCAAAGUGUAUGAGCUAAGAGGUGACGACAGUAACGAUGAAUACAACACAGCCAGUUCACUGGAGACAAACCUUGAACCGAUGGACUUGUCCGCUACUCCAAAUAUCAAAAAUUCCCCCUACCAAUCUCAUGAUGAUGACCUCAUUGACCUUUCUGUCCGUGACCUUGAAGAUUACAAAAACAAAAGGCGUUUACAAGAGGAGGCGAAUGAUUGGUUGUCAUGUAUAUCUAAGAAGACAGGGUUACCAAGGCUGGUUCUAAGCUGGCUAUUAUUGAUGUGUGCAAUAGUAAUGAUCUGGUUAUGUCUAUCAGCUGCAGUAACCUCCCCUGAACAGAAAGUCUACACUGAACCACAGAAGCUGAGUAUUAAUGGGGAUCAAGAAAUCAUUGCAGAAAUGCUAGCUCGGGGAAUAAAACCAUCAUACCCUAAAGACCAGAAGAAUGCUCUAGAGUCUCUACCAAUUAAGAUCAGUGUUCACAGAAUAUAAAUCCACUUGUUACGAUAAUUACUGUCUGAAAUAGUCAUUCAACUUUCAUUUUGUAGAUACUAUUUGACUUGGAUUGUGUUGAAGAAAUUUAUUUAUUAAUGAUGAUUAAAUAGAAUGGUUAAGUUGUUGAUUGCAGGCUUUUAGUGUGUUGACAUGUUUUGACCUUAGUAUUUUUAUUAACCUGUAAAGUAAAUAACUACAGUAACUAUUAUGAGAGAAACCCACAACUAGUUAAAACCUGUAUAGUUAUUUAAAGUAAAAUCUUUAGAUUUUGUUUAGGAGAAAAAAAUUUACCUACUGAGGCGGACAUUGAUUUUCGUGAUUAAAAUUCUAUUUAAUUUGAUUUUGAAGCAUUUACAAAAUGAAAGUGGAAAGAAAGACUGAGUGAAUUGAUUUGAAAUCCAGUAUGAUGUGUACACACGGUCAUAUCUUGUAAUAGGGAAAAUUAUUUUCAUAACCAUGGUUUCAUUGCUUCUGGCUAUAUUAUACAUUAAUACUUAAAUUAUACCAGUUAAUUUUAUUAUCACUUGGGAUAAUUGUCAGUAAUGAGUUUGUUAAUCAUUUAUUUAUGUAACGUUUUAUUAUGUAUUAAUGACAUUCAAUAACAUAAUUGUCAAGAAUGUACAUGAUUGGCUGAUUUUGAAUGAAAAGAGGAAGUGACUUUUGUCAACUGUUGUUAUGACCUUAAGAGUUACUUCCCUUAAGUGUAAGUAAAUUUUGUAAAAGACAGGUCAUUCUGUUUAUGUUAUGAUAACUAUAUUCAUGUGGGAUAAACAUGUUUGGAAAACUAUUUUUAAGCACUUUAUGGUCUUUAAAUGGGUUGUUACCUUUAACAAUUAAGUUAUGAUAUUAGUGUAUAUGUGUAUAUAGAAUGGGGGAUCAUACCAUGCAUUUGCAUGUGAAUGAAAGUUUCAUUGAAAUAAGUGUCAGUAAAAAUUACAAGAAAUAUUAAACAAGUCUUAGAUUUAUUGAUAUUUUGUUUCCCUAGUUUAAAAAUAAUAGAGGGAUUUUAACCCAGUAAAAUUGGUGAGUCAUUAUUACUUGUUAAAUGAUAUUACACUAUCAUGCAAUGGUAAUGCAUUGUAUUUAUAGUAGAGUUAAUACAGUACCAUUUUAAAUUGAAUUGAUAUAUAUUUACUAUAGGAAACAAUAGUAUGGUAUGCAUUAGGUCAUUAAAUUUUUACUUGAGUGUAAACUAUAUUUUGUUGUUAACAGUAGUAUUCGGUGUUGUUAUUUGCAUGGUGUGUAAAUAUAUGAAGAAAGAGAGAAUGACUGAUCAAGCACAAUAUUUAAGAGGAGGAUGUGAUGUGUUAUACAAGUUUUGCUUUUUGUGUUUGUGAUAAAUUUAGAUAUUUUUGGAGCAGAAAUACAUUUUUAAAAGUAACAAGGCAUCACUCCUGGUUAAAUGAGCAAUUAGUAUGAAAAUGUGUUGACUUUAUUGGUAUAGAAACUGUAUAGUCUUGGAUUUUCUUGUUGAAUUGAGAGAUUUCGGCACAAGUUCGCAUGAUUGUGUAACAUAUUAUGUUGUGCACAGGAUUGUUAACAUAAUGUGUUAUGCUCACGAUUGUGUAACAUUUUGUGUUAUGUACAUGAUUGUUAACAUGUUGUGUUAUGCACAUUGUUGUGUAACAUUUUGUGUUAUGUACAUGAUUGUGUAACAUAUUGUGUUAUGCACAUGAUUGUGUAACAUUUUAUGCUAAUUUGUGUAACCAGGAGUGAAUGUAAAGUCUUGUAGACCUAGUAGAUUUUCUCAACAUUCUUUCUUGGUUUUACUUGUACUUUUUCAGAUGUACUUCACUGUGUGGAACAGAAGAUUUUAUUAAAUAAGUUACAAUGUAAUAUUUUGUAGAUACCUGUAAACCCAACACUCUGAAAUGUUGUGUAGAAGGUGUAUUUUAAGGUUAUAUUUUAAAGUCUAUUUUAAAGCAUACUAUGUUUAACAUGCUUAAGGUAAAAUACACCUAUACCACUAGGCUAGCCUUCAAAUCAAUUCAAUUUGACCAGACUCCAUAAUGAUGGUUACUUGAAAUUACUAUUUUUAGCACUUUUAUACUAUUUAAAGUUCGACACAAUCUAGUAUAUAUUAUACAAGUAUUAGCACGGUAAGGAUAAGUCUUCUGUUAACAACAGACAUGCUAAUAUUUUGUAUGUUAUUUGUGGAGCAGAGUGCUUUAGUGAUCGGUAUGCAGUUCAGAUGAAAAAUAUGGAUUUCAAACUUAUAGACUUAUUGCAUUCCAGGAAAAUACAAUGUUAACUGGUUUCUUUUUACCUACAUACUAUGGUAGCUGAUUUGGUACUUUGCGCGUUGUAUUGUCAAUAGCCACAACAUAACCUAUAUUGUUAUUGCCUUUUUGCCUUGUCGCUAGCGAUACACGCCAAAGGGAAUUCUGUUGUCUUGGAUCCUGUCUCUAGCGAAGCACACCAAAUGGCGCGUUGUCGUGCAGCGCAAUGUCACCCUGUCACUUGGGUUAUAAGCCAUUCCUUCGAUUUGAGCCGUGCGACAAAGUGACAUCACGACAACACGCCACAAGACAACACACCGUUUAGCGUGCAUCGCUAGCGACAAGAGAUAAGUUAGACAAGGCGCCGUUUGGCGCUUUGUUGUGCUGUCGCUAGCGACAACUCGAUGCACAAAAGCAUUCCAAAUCAACCACCAAAACAUACAUCUUAUGCAUUGACAAGACAUAAACAAAAAUAAGAUUUAGUGAAAGACACGGGAAGAAUGUUGAGAAUCCUUGUAAAUGUUUAUAAAUAUAUAUAUAAAAAAGCAACAUCGUGUUUCAGGCGUCAACACACACAAGUUCUGCCCAUUGCGGGAAAACGGGGUAUAUUCUUACAUAGUUACUUAUCUGUACAGUUUAAAUAUUUAAUAUUGUGUCGUUAAAAGUUCACUUAUUGGUGCAAAUGGGAGGUCAUGAAAUACAAAUUAUUUUACUUCUUGCAUCUCGGCAUUGAUGAGUUACAAAUUUUAGAAGCUUAUAAUGUGAAUGUGUUUGUGAAGAAUUGAAAGUGUGCUGUUAUUUUUUUGAUACUGAAUUUAUUUAUUUCUUAUAUUUACUUUGGUAUUGACUUAUUUUCUAUAAAUGAAUGUAUUUUUUUUGAAAUAGUAAAUGCAUUGUUGGUCAUUGUUUAAUAUGCAUUUUGAUAAUGUAAGUAAUCGAAUGUGACAGCGUUGUUUUUGGGGGUAUUUUUUUUUAACGAAUAGGAUAAUGUACUUGUUAGGUAUAUGAUCUACAUACCGUCAGUAAAAUGAUACAUUUUCAAGAAGUAUAAUAAUGUCACUUCAAAUAUUUUUGUUAAUAAAAAGAUGUACAAAUGCAAAUUGUGAUAUUGUGUACUGUGCUGUAGUGAAAUUGUUGUUGUUGUAAAACAGGUGUUACAUUCAUAAAUAGUCUUUAGUGUUUUUUUUGUUUUGGGUGAUCAGGUAUUCAGAGUUUCAAUGAUAUUUUUAUCUAUAAUUUUUAGCAGUAAUUGUUUCAAAUUGUGUCACCCAAAUUGAUUGCAAUUUCCUUGUUUGAAAUAAGUUUGAGUGGCUAGUUUUGUGUGUAAAAAUUCACUAUUUGACUUUGAAAACUUAUAUAUGAUACACAAAUAAGACAUGAUAUAUUAACAUUUAUAAUAAGUCAAAAUUCAUACAAAUUUUAGUUGUUUAUAAAAUAUUUGAGCCGCGUCACGACAAAACCAACAUAAUGGGUUUGCGACCAGCAUGGAUCCAGACCAGCCUGCGCAUCCGCGCAGUCUGAUCAGGAUGCUUACCAACCUUAUUACAAGUAGAGAAACUGAUAGCGAACAGCAUGGAUUCUGAUCAGACUGCGCAGGCAUAACGUUGGUUUUGUCGUGUCGCGGCUCAUUUGCCAGCUUAGCUCAAUAGGGAGAGCAUUGUACUUGUAAUCGCUCCUCUGCAUGUCAAAAUUUCUCUGCAACAAUCGGUCUUGAACCUUGAGUUGUACAUAUGUAUGUUAAUGAUGAUUUUAAAAUCAUGUGGGAUUAGCUGUCAGUAACUUGAUGAGAAAUUGGUAAUUAUUGGUUAGUUAUCUAGGAAAGCCGGUUAGACGGAUCAACUGCCAAGAUUUGACCAGUGUAUUAAUAUAAAUCGGAAUAAAAAUCAAACAUGUACAAUUAUUUCAUGACUGAUUAUGAAAAUAACACUUGAUAGAUGAUUUUUGAUAAAUGCUGUACAUAUAUAUAGAUGAUGUGACAGUGAUGGCUGUAAAUAUAUACAAUUUGUUUUCAUGUUUUAUUAUAUUUCAUGCAUUUACGUCACAAUUUUUUGUGUUUUUGUGAUAACAUGCUACAAAUGAAGAAUCAUUAUUCAACCAUAAAAAAAAAAAGAGUUUCUAACCCAUCUUGGAAUAAAAUUGUUUUAUAAACAGAUACUACUGAUUUUCCAUGAAUAUAUUAUUAUGUAGAAUUUAUUUACAUGUGCAAAGUUUUUUUGUGGUUUUCAUUUCAUUCAUAUAAUCAACAUGAAUUGUGGUAAAUUUUAACAUUAUUCAGUGGUUCUGAAAUUAUCUGAAAGUAAUUUUGGAUUUUAUGAUGUAAAUUUUAUAGAUUUUUUGUUUGUUAAAGAUGUAUACUGUAAUACCAUUAUUUGAGACUGUGUGCUAAGACAUGCACAACUUGCCCCUCACCGCUGUGGGUUUGAAUCCCAACAUGGGCCGACAGGGACUUUGGAUACUUUCUAGCUUAAGCUAAACGUUGAUGAAUCUACUUAGGUGCCAUUUCGUGCCUGAAAUAAUGCACUGAAGGGCACCUGAGGUCUUCCUCCACCAGUAAAGCUGGAACAUCGCCAUAUGACCUAUACUGUGUUGGUGUGACGUAAAACCCAAUCAAACAAACAGACAUGCAAGUUUCAUCACAAUGUUUCAUAAACUGAAUAUUGAUAAAAUUUCAUAUUUAAAGAAACAUGUCUUUAUCAAUUAGGAUAUUUUGAAAAUACAAAAGUAGUCCCCAUUGCAAAAAAAUACUCUUUUGAAGAUUGACUUACUGGGUAUAAUAAAAAACACUUGAUCACUGUUGAUAAUUACUUACAGCAGUUAGAGCUUAAAAAGUAAUUCAAAAUGAGGAGAACAUAUUUGUUAAAGUUUUUUUUUUUUUUAUUUCUUCUCUUUGUUAUGCAAACAGAUGUUUCUUGGUUAUGUUUUGUGAGAAUCUCAGUUUUGAUAAGUUUCUGUUAGUAUCUAGUGGAACUAUUAUUAACUUUGUUCCAAUGUUAGAUAUUAUGAUAUACACUAGAUGUAGUGAUCUAGAAUUCAAAGCAUAAUUAAUUAAAUUGAUGUAAACUGAUCGAUUAAAACAAAAUCUGGAAAGGUGUAAAUUUUGCCCCUUGUAGGGAACAUACCUUUACUGUUGUUAUGUUUGUAAUAUUUAAAGCAGCAUGCCCACAGAUUUUAUGAAAAUUGUAAAAAUUGUUGCAAAAAUGACAUGUGCUUUAACAUAGCGUAUGAUGUCAAGUUUUCACAAGUUUUUAUUGUGUUAUAAAAUGCACAAAAAGUUCAUACCUCAUUAGUAACAGAGUAAAUAUGAUGACAAAAGUAAUAAUUUCAAAUUUCACAUAUACAUGUAUAUUCCAUUUAAUUUUGAGAAUUCCGGUAUUUGAAAUUCUAAAAUUUGAUGUUUUGAAUUUUUUGUGCUCAUUUAGAGUCUGGAGGCAUGCUGCUUUAAGAUUAUAAACCCCUUACUCAAGUCUUUAGUUUAGACAAGAUAUUUCAAAACCUCUUAUUUCAUUGUUUUCUUUUUUUAUUUUCAUCAUGUUUACAAUUGGGAAUCAAUAAAGAAAAUUGGGUUA